Molecule: messenger RNA, 1779 nt
Organism: Lathyrus sativus (Indian pea)
Lineage: Eukaryota; Viridiplantae; Streptophyta; Magnoliopsida; Fabales; Fabaceae
Source: the annotation of a GenBank genome assembly
AUGUCUUCUGCUGGUGUAACUACUCUUAGUCCUGUUUCCAGGGAGACAUUGUUGUCUCCGACAAAUGGAUUCUGUAAUCCAUUGCACCUGUCUAUGGAUCAUCAUGACUUUAUUUUCGUGUAUCUUUCGUAUUCGGGGUCUUUGUCUCCUAUGCGUGUUCUACCGUCUGAUACAAUUGAGUCUGUGAAACUUAAAAUACAAAGGAAUGAGGGUGUGACAAACAAACAGAAGUUGGUUUGUAAUGGGCGUGAGUUGUCGCGGAGCAAUUCUCUGCUCAAAGACUAUGGAGUUACAGAAGGAAAUGUUUUGCAUUUGGUGAUUCGACUGACGGAUCUUCAGACCAUUAGUGUGAGAACUUGUUCUGGGAAGGAGUUUUCGUUUCAGGUUGAAAGAUGCAAGGAUGUUGGGUAUGUUAAGCAACAGAUUGCGAAAAGGGAGAAAGAUUUUGCUGAUCCUGAACAGCAGGAGGUUGUGUGUAAUGGGGAACUGCUUGAGGAUCAGAAGCUUAUAGAUGAUAUCUGUUGCAAAUAUAAUGAUGCAGUGAUACAUCUUUUUGUUAGAACAAAAUAUGCGGAUGUUAGUACAGGACUUGAUGAGUUGUCCAUUGAAGCAAAGGAGUUGAAUGAUGCUAAUGAAAGUGACUAUGGGCAAAAAUAUGAUGUUAGUGAAGAAGAUGCAGCUAGGGAGUACGAAGCUAUCGAGCGGAUUAUGUCGAGGAAAGCUCUUGAUAGAGGUCUUCUCUUGGAGCCUGUCAUUGUUAACCCUAAAGUUGAAUUAGCUUCAGAGGUUUGGGAUAUGAUAAACUCUACAUAUGAUGGGCUAGAUAGCGGAAAUUCUCCAAUCAGAUCGUCAGAGGGCACAGGUGGGGCUUACUUUAUGCUAGAUUCAACAGGGCAAAAAUACAUAUCUGUUUUUAAGCCUAUUGAUGAAGAGCCAAUGGCUAUGAAUAACCCUAGAGGCUUACCUUUGUCAUUAGAUGGUGAAGGCUUAAAAAAGGGUACAAGAGUUGGCCAGGGAGCUUUCAGGGAAGUUGCUGCUUAUAUUUUGGACCAUCCAAUGAGUGGCUGCCGGUCAUUAUUUGGUGAUGGCAAGGGCUUUGCUGGUGUUCCGCCGACCGUUAUGGCGAAGUCCUUGCAUAAAGGGUAUAACCAUCCAGAGGGUUUGACUGUUAAGUUUGGUUCCUUGCAAAUGUUCAUGGAGAAUAAUGGAAGUUGUGAGGAUAUGGGACCUGGUGCUUUUCCUGUGAAGGAAGUGCAUAAAAUUACUGUGCUGGACAUAAGACUUGCUAAUGCAGACCGGCAUGCUGGGAAUAUUUUGAUUGGCAGAGAGAAGGAAAAUUACCAGGCUGUUUUGAUUCCAAUCGAUCACGGAUACUGCCUCCCUACUAGUUUUGAAGAUUGUACCUUUGAAUGGCUUUAUUGGCCUCAAGCUCGCCAGCCGUACUCUCCAGAGAUCAUCGACUACAUAAAGUCCCUAGACGCUGAAGAAGAUACUGCUCUUCUGAAGUUUCACGGAUGGGAUCUGCCACUCGAAUGCGCCCGCACUCUCCGAAUCUCAACCAUGCUUCUAAAAAAAGGAGUGGAAAAAGGGAUGACCCCUUUCGCCAUUGGAAGCCUUAUGUGCCGAGAGUCCUUGAACAACGAGUCUGUGAUUGAAGGAAUUGUUAAAACAGCACUUGAAUCUGUUCUUCCUGGUACCAGUGAAGCUACUUUCAUGGACGCCGUUUCUGAAAUUAUAGACCAACACCUUGAUGAAGUCACCAGCAAUUAUAAAUCUUAA